AUGGAAGCGGAACUCAGCCCACACACAAGUCGAAGCAGGACUGUCUCGUCUGCAUUCAAAACACGCGAGACUGAACGCUUCCCGCAGGGAGAUAAAGAAGCCUGGGAUAUUCAGGUUCGUGACCAGAAGAUAAAAGAAGCAACUGAAAAAGCCAGACAUGAAACAUUUGCUGCUGAAAUGAGGCACAAUGACAAAACCUCAUGCAUCUUAGAAAACCGGAAUAGAAGAGACAGGAAAAACCUCUGCCAAGCCAUCAGCGACUUCCAGCAGAGCUUUCAGAGGCCAGAAACCCGUCGAGAAUUUGACCUUUCUGACCCCCUAGCCCUGUGGAAAGACCUUCCAGCCCGGCAGUCAGACAGCGACGUUCGGAACACAGUGUCGGGGAUGCAGAGGUUCAUGGGAGAGGAUUUAAACUUCCACGAGAGGAAGAGAUUCCAACAGGAGCAAAGCAGAGAAUGGUCCUUGCAGCAGCAAAGGGAAUGGAAGGAUGCUCGGGCCAACCAAAGAUGUGCAGAGGACCUCUACACGAAGACCAGGCUGCAGUUUGAUGAGACAGCCAAGCAUUUACAGAACCUGGAGAGGGCCACCAGAAAGGCGUUGUGUGCAGCUGUGGAAGAUUUCAACAAGAUCCAGGCCUCGGAGUUGGCGGAAAGGAAAAGUCUGGAGAAAAAGCAAGAACAAGAGGACAACCUGGCCGAGAUCUCCAGCCUGCUGCGCGGGGACCUGCUCUCUGAAGACCCUCAGCAGGCAGCCAGCUCCUUCGGGCCCCACCGCGUGGCCCCUGACCGCUGGAAGGGCAUGACCCGUGAGCAGCUGGAGGAGAUCCGCCUGGUGCAGAAGCAGCAAGUGCAGGAGAAGCUGAGGCUCCAGGAGGAAGAGUCACAGCGGGACAGGGCCUGGGCCCGGCAGAGGGCUCAGAGCGCCCGUGUGGCUCUGCUGCUGGAGCGGGAGCAGCGGCGGCAGCAGCGGGACCUGCGCAGAGCCCUGGACGGCAGCAACCGCAGCCUGGCGGAGGAGCAGCUGAUGCGGAAAAAAAUUAUGAAGGAAGAAGUCUAUUCAAACACUCCCACUGAAGAUUAUUUCGCACAGUUUAAUACAAGAAGUCGAUAAUGAAAGACACUUCCUUCCCCC
Molecule: messenger RNA, 1131 nt
Organism: Miniopterus natalensis
Lineage: Eukaryota; Metazoa; Chordata; Mammalia; Chiroptera; Miniopteridae
Source: RefSeq, a predicted model, not a curated record